This is a messenger RNA of Aureobasidium vineae, 561 nucleotides long. Lineage: Eukaryota; Fungi; Ascomycota; Dothideomycetes; Dothideales; Saccotheciaceae. The record is from the annotation of a GenBank genome assembly.
AUGUGGAAGGGCAAGUUUGAGGAGACUUCUUUCAUCUUUCCCAAUGCACCUGAGAUCCCCAUCUCUGUGAUGUCUUUCGACGACAUUCAGCAACACGAAGAUGAGGCUGGUAUCACCCGCUCGCAAAAUUACAUCCACUCUUUGAUCGCCAAGGAAAUUGAGAAGGGCAUUCCUUCCGAGCGCAUCGUCCUCGGUGGUUUCUCUCAGGGUGGUGCUAUGAGUCUUAUGUCGGGUGUCACUGCUCCUACACGCCUGGGUGGUAUCUUCGGUCUCAGUUGCUACCUGCUGCUCCGUGGCAAGCUCAGAGACAUGAUCCCCAGCGAAAACCCGAACAAGCAAACACCGAUCUUCAUGGGCCACGGAGACGCCGAUCCGGUUGUUCGUUACGAAUGGGGCCAGGCCACUGCUAAGACUCUUCAAGAAUGGGGCUGGAAUGUCGAUUUCAAGACGUACAAGGGUCUUCCUCACUCCGCUGCCCCACAAGAGAUCAACGAUCUGGAGCGCUACAUCAAGGAGAGAGUCCCAGAUCUCGGCGACAAGCCUCUUCCUUCCAAGGCCUGA